Messenger RNA from Aspergillus pseudotamarii, 389 nucleotides. RefSeq lists its product as uncharacterized. The transcript has a single exon. The record is from RefSeq and is a predicted model, not a curated record. NCBI's taxonomy places the organism in Eukaryota, Fungi, Ascomycota, Eurotiomycetes, Eurotiales, Aspergillaceae. The coding region runs from base 124 to 345 and encodes 73 amino acids.
UCACAGAAUAAAAAACGUCAUGACGGCUGGCUGUUUCCGCUUGUCGGCCUAAAGUGUCUCGCAUAGAAUGGGAAUAGACUCCUCUCCAAUGUGGGAUUUGUGUCAGGAGCGGAGGAUGGGGGAAUGACAUCCUUCGCUGUGUAUGUACAGAUAGCUGGGUUUUUGCCUGUUUGUGAACUGUGCUUCUUAAUUUUCCUUGUGUUUAGAACGAAUGGCAUUUGUCUCUUAGACUGCUGCUCCCACCGCCAGUUCCCACUGGAUCUUGUCAGAGACGGGCUUGCACUAGGUUUAUACCACGCGUACUCUUUUCCCUUGGGGCCCUCAAAUACUGGGCCAUAUGUAUGACAAUUAUAUACACAUCUCUCAAAUCCGAACGACAACCACUGCUA